Messenger RNA from Octodon degus (degu), 3922 nucleotides. RefSeq names its product low density lipoprotein receptor class A domain containing 3 (gene Ldlrad3). Lineage: Eukaryota; Metazoa; Chordata; Mammalia; Rodentia; Octodontidae. Gene Ontology annotation, cellular component: plasma membrane. Gene Ontology annotation, molecular function: protein binding. Gene Ontology annotation, biological process: receptor-mediated endocytosis. The record is from RefSeq and is a predicted model, not a curated record. The transcript has 7 exons. Bases 106 to 1206 code for a protein of 366 amino acids.
CAGUAGGCAGUUGCUCACUGCAGGGUCCAUAGGGAUUUUUUAGGAGAAAGUAGGUGGAAAGGUAUUCUGGGUAGAAGAAAUAGCAGAUGGAAAGGAUAAUGGCAAAUGAAGGGAUAUGAGAGCCAGCUGCUCCCCGGGAACAACUUCACCAACGAGUGCAACAUUCCAGGCAACUUCAUGUGCAGCAACGGGCGCUGCAUCCCCGGCUCCUGGCAGUGCGAUGGGCUGCCGGACUGCUUCGACAAGAGCGAUGAGAAGGAGUGCCCCAAAGCCAAGUCGAAGUGCGGCCCGACGUUCUUCCCCUGUGCCAGCGGCAUCCACUGCAUCAUUGGCCGCUUCCGGUGCAACGGGUUUGAAGACUGUCCCGAUGGCAGCGAUGAGGAGAACUGCACUGCAAACCCCCUGCUCUGCUCCACCGCCCGCUACCACUGCAGGAACGGCCUGUGCAUCGAUAAGAGCUUCCUCUGUGAUGGGCAGAAUAACUGCCAGGACAACAGUGAUGAGGAGGGCUGCGAGAGUUCUCAAGGUGAGUGUGCCUGUGGACACAGUUGCUCCCUGGUGCUGUGUUCCGUCGUCCCUCUAGCUGGCCCACUGCGGAGGUGGCUGGGGGUGUGCUGCACAGAACCAGGCAGCGGGCAGGUGUUCGUGACCUCAGAGAACCAGCUCGUGUACUAUCCCAGCAUCACCUACGCUAUCAUCGGCAGCUCGGUCAUCUUCGUGCUGGUGGUGGCCCUGCUGGCGCUGGUCUUACAUCACCAGCGGAAGCGGAACAAUCUCAUGACGCUGCCCGUGCACCGGCUGCAGCACCCUGUGCUCCUGUCCCGCCUGGUGGUCCUGGACCACCCCCACCACUGCAAUGUCACCUACAACGUCAACAACGGCAUCCAGUACGUGGCCAGCCAGGCUGAGCAGAACGCCUCGGAAGUAGGCUCCCCGCCCUCCUACUCGGAGGCCUUGCUGGACCAGAGACCAGCAUGGUACGACCUUCCUCCACCGCCCUAUUCUUCAGACACCGAGUCUCUGAACCAAGCCGACCUGCCCCCUUACCGCUCACGGUCAGGGAGUGUGGACAGCGCCAGCUCAGGAGCAGCCAGCAGCCUCCUGAGUACGGAAGAUACCAGCCACAGCCCAGGGCAGCCUGGCCUGCUGGAGGGCACUGUGGCUCCCAGGGACUCUGCACCCAACCCGGACACUGGAGAAGUAUAAGGUCCAGCUAUUCCAAAGUCCAGAUGGGUCCAUCUGCUCCAAUUUGUUACUCUAACAACGGGUGCCCAUGGACUCGCUUUUAAGUUCCUUUGUGGGGGGUGGGCUCAAGCUGAGCAUGGGGCAUCGGCUGCCUCUCUAGUCCUCUCCUUCCUGAGAUGGUCUUCGGAGGGUGACCUGGUGUUUUUCUGGCUUACUGAUUGACAUGAAGUGUCGUAUCACAUCCUCUCUGCGGUCACUUUUCCUUGGGGGCCCACAAUCACAACCUCACGCUUCCCUUCAUUCUGUUAUGGUUGGAAUCCCUCCGAAUAGGUGUCGUGCAUCCGCAGGCAGCAGGAUGCGACAGUAUUUAAGUAUAGUCCUCAAGAACGCAGCUUCUGCUCCGUGUCGCAUGUCCAGAGGGACAGAAGACACUGGGCCAGAAUCGCGGAAGCUGCGCCUUAUUGCUGCAUUUGGGGACACGGGUAGGUGUCUGCCAGGAGACCGUCAUGGUGGCCACCAUGGAGAGUGCCCAGGUAUGACCCUCAAAACCUCCUUGUGUUACCUACAUGUUGCUGUCACUUUAGCAAAGACAGUGGCCAAAGGAAACUUUUGAUGUAAGUGAUGCCCUUCCGUGAUUGCCAGUGUCAUUUUGAUUUUGUGAAGGACUCAGAAACUGUCCUGGAUAGGUGUUGGCUUUGAAAUUUGCCCAAGAUCCUCAUGAGAAAGAAUUUCCUGGCAAUGUAGGCCUCACCUCAGCCUAGGCAGGGUGGCCCUGCUCUGAGCCUAUCUGAACUCUCAGCUUUUAGGAUCCAGGCUACCAGAGGCUGGGGCUGGCUUGCCCCACUGUCCCUGCCCUAGCUUCUGGAUUAUUACCCUCCCAGCUGACCUGCCAUAGCCCAGGGAUGAAGACCCUAUGUGAAUAGGCCAAAAAGCUGAUCCAGCCUCCAGCCCCGGAAGCCGCGCCCACCCUGUCUUGCUUAUGCCUUAUUCCUGCAGCCUCAGCGCAAGGCUCCCAAGGGCCCUUCACACCUGGGAGUAUGUUUGCCCUGUGCUUUUGGACUUGAGGACCCUGAUUUCUAGGACACGUGAGAGCCGUGCACUUCCGUGAGAGCUCCCAGCUCCCUGCUCCGCAUACACUCGUCUUCCCAGAAUCCCAGGACCAGCACCCUGAGUUAGCAUUAACAUUUGCUCCCACCCUCGCCUAACGUCCUCUUGGCUAACAUUGGCCGACAUUUAGAGAAGAGGCAGAGUAGCGAGUUGUUCUCUUUGAGCAACAUGGGCAACAAGAUUGUUUGGAGUCAAGGUUUUCCAUUUGGAUUUUUUUUUUAAUCUCUUAUAAAUGCAUUUGAAAUGGUGUGUUUGGUUUUUUCCCUUCUAGUUAAGGGACUAUUUAUAUGUGUAUAGGAAAGCUGUCUCUGUUUUGUUUGUUUUUCCUUUACUAAAGUCCAAAGAAAGAUGCAAAAGGAGAUCCAGCCCUUCCAGCCCAUAACAAGCCCCUCCCCAAUGCUAACCCGCUGCUCUGUUGCCCUUGGAGCUUAUUAUUUAUCCAUUCUUGAGGGGCGCAGGAAGAAUUGCCUCCCUCCUUCACAGUCUCUGCGUUCUUGCUAGUUCGUCCCUUCUGUAUGCUCAGCCAGCCGCAGGGCCCACCCCUGUGCAGGAAGAAUGGGUAAAAACUUGGGCAGUGUUUGGCAAGAAAACCACAGAAGGACAAAGCUCCACCCAAGAGGAGCCACCUUGACGCAGCUGUCACACACACUCAGGGCGUCUCUCCGUCACCCAAGAAAGGUCCGGUGACAUAUUUGAGGCUAAUGAAGACAAAGCCUAUUGCAGUGGGAAGGAGGUGGGCUUCCGAGAUCCUGCUCUGUAGACUUAGCCUUUUUCUGAAGCCCAAGCCAAAGUGAAUAACAGGACUGGCCACAUAGGCUUUUUGUGUGUUCAUUUGCUUUUAAGUAAAGAAUCUAGCUGCUUAUAUCUUUCAGUUUCAAAAUAGCACUGAGUUAUUUUCUGAGUAACCCAAUAAAGAACUUGGAUGGCAGACAGCGUGCCCGCUCACACCCGCCCUCCCCUGUGAGUCACUGUGGCUUUCUUUCCUCCCUUUGAUGGCCGCCUGCUUCUUUCUGGUGCUCUGGAAAUGGUUUAGAGAAAAGGAUUCUAAUUUUAAUUAAUUGGGCAGUGAGUUAAUCUCACGGCUGUUCUGCUUCCAGGCAUCUUAGGAAAAACAAACGGUUUUCGGAGAUAAGGAGAGCCUAUUAACUUAAAAAAAAACAACGAACAGGGACAUUUUGUUAUAGAUAUGAUUUUAAUGGAUUUUUUUAAAAAACAAACAUAUAAAUAGGACACCAAAACUACAGGGUUUUUGGGUCCCCCCUACUUAAAAUGUCAAAUAAGUGCCCAAUACUAUUUUUUAACUCAUUCCAACUAGCAUUUUUAAAAUACAUUGCCUAACCUACACCAACCAGAAUGUAAUCUCUGCUUUCUUUUCUCGUGAACGAGAUCAGCAUUCUACUUUAGCAUUAUAAUUGCACUGUGAUCCUAGCUUAUUGCCUGGCGCAACCCUACAAUUGACUUCUUAAAAUACAACUAAAUGGUUAAUAAUAUGUGAUGUUCAAAGUAACUCAAACUGGAAAGAUUUGUGUGGUUGCUUUUUGUUUUCUGCUUAGGCUUGGUUUUGUUUUUGUGUGUGUGUGUUUUUGAAAGUUUUUGUACUUUCCAAUAAACUUGCGGUUUCAUUCUUUCU